UUAUAACCUUAUUUUGUUCAAAAAUGAGUUCGUUUAUGGAUCCACAUAGUUUAAAUAAAGAACGUUUAUUCCUAGAAUUGAGAAAUAGUUUCCCCCAAAAUAUUAAAGAUACGAGAAAUAUUUUAGAAAUUCGGGACAACGUGUUGUAUGUAUGGAAUGCAAGAGAUUUUUGUGUAAUGACAUUAAAUCUUGGGGCAACACGUGGAAAAAGCGGUGAUGUUCCUUAUCAGUUCAAGGAUGAUGCGCCGUGUCAUCGAGGUGUGUCAUCUUUCGCCUCACAUUUGCUUCGAGGAACCAUCCAGCUUACCAAUUCUCGAAGCAGGAUUGAUUGACGCAAUAGGGCCUAUAAAAACCUGGCUGAAGGACUCGACAGGACACUUUUUGGUAAUCCAGUAUC
Messenger RNA from Eufriesea mexicana, 397 nucleotides. Its product is annotated as nuclear pore complex protein Nup88-like. The transcript is spliced from 2 exons. Bases 24 to 332 code for a protein of 102 amino acids. Lineage: Eukaryota; Metazoa; Arthropoda; Insecta; Hymenoptera; Apidae. The record is from RefSeq and is a predicted model, not a curated record.